Messenger RNA from Gracilinanus agilis (Agile Gracile Mouse Opossum), 3804 nucleotides. RefSeq names its product cell adhesion associated, oncogene regulated (gene CDON). Gene Ontology annotation, biological process: axon guidance; cell-cell adhesion; nervous system development. Gene Ontology annotation, cellular component: plasma membrane; axon. The record is from RefSeq and is a predicted model, not a curated record. Gene Ontology annotation, molecular function: protein binding. The transcript is spliced from 19 exons. Lineage: Eukaryota; Metazoa; Chordata; Mammalia; Didelphimorphia; Didelphidae. Bases 1 to 3804 code for a protein of 1267 amino acids.
AUGAAUCCAGAUUUUGGAUUAUUACAGACACUGUUAUGCAUUUCUUUUAUGAUCCUGUGCUCUUCUGUCAGUUCAGACUUGGUACCUCGUUUUAUUUCUGAGCCCCGUUCUGUUGUCCAGAAACUUGGUGAACCUGUAACACUACAAUGUUCUGCUCAACCUGUGACUGCUCACAUAUCAUGGUUGCUCAAUGGAAAAAAAUUCAACAGAAAUGUGGAGCAAAUUGAGGUGCAACAGGGGACUUUAACCAUCCUUUCUCUAAGUCCAUCUCUUUCUGGUCAGUACCAGUGCAUUGCUAAUAACAGCAUUGGUGCAAUUGUGAGUAAGCCUGCAACAGUAUCCAUUGGAGGUCUUGCUGAUUUUGGUACAUCAGCAAAACAUGUUAUUAUAGCAGAAGAACAAAGUGCUGGGUUUGUUGGCUGCAAGAUACCAGAAAGUAAUCCUUCAGCACAGGUGCGCUAUAAGGUCCGGGGAAAAUGGCUGGAACAUUCCACAGAUAACUACUUAAUCCUUCCAUCAGGAAAUCUUCAGAUUUUGAAUGUAUCUUCAGAGGACAAAGGGUCAUAUAAAUGUGCAGCUUAUAAUCCUGUCACACAUGAAUUAAAAGUUGAACCCACAGGCCACAAGCUCAUUGUGAGCCGCCCCUCAUCAAAAUAUGUUCAGAUCAUUCACCCUACCUUUUCCCAGUCAUUGACAGUUCUUUCUCACAAACCUGUAACUCUGGAAUGUGUGGUGAGUGGGGUACCUGCCUCUCAUGUGCAAUGGAUUAAGGAUGGCCAUAGUUCUCUACUGGGAAGUAACUGGAAACAGUUGCAUUCCCACCUUGUCACAGAUAGCAUCAAACCAACUGAUGCUGGAAACUAUUCCUGUGUAGUGGGAAACAAGUCUGGAGAGCUUACUCAUGUAACCUACACAGUUAAUGUGCUUGAACAAGCUUCAAUUUCCAAAGGACUGAAGGAUCAGACAGUUUCCUUGGGUGCCACAGUACAUUUCACAUGUACUGUUAAUGGGAACCCAACUCCCAAUCUUACCUGGUUUCAUAAUGCAGAACCUAUACACCCUUCUUUGCGGCAUCUGACAGUAGAAAACACAUUGAGAAUUAGUGGCAUCGCCAUGGAAGACUCAGGGUUAUACCAGUGUGUUGUGGAUAAUGGGAUUGGAUUUAUGCAGUCUACUGGGAGACUUAAAAUUGAAACAGGUAGUGGAUUCAAACCAAUUAUAAUAACACCACCAACAAGCACAAAGGUAGUAGGUGGUGACUUUGUCACUUUAUCCUGCAAUGCCACUGGACUACCAGUUCCUGUUAUUCGUUGGUAUGACAACCGUGGUUUGAUAACCAGCCAUCCAUCCCAGGUACUACGCUCUAAGUCACGAAAAUCACACCUAGCAAAAUUCAGAGACGUCUCAUUAGAACCGGCUUACUUUAUCAUGUCUCGAGCUGGAUCAAGCUCCCUAUAUAUUCAGGCUGUUACUCCGGCACAUGCUGGGAAAUAUACUUGUGAAGCCACAAAUGAACAUGGUUCUACAUUGUCAGAGGCAUUCCUUACAGUUGUUCCUUUUGAAACAAGCACCAAAACUGAAACAAUUACACCUGUUGAUGCCACACAGAGUGAUGAAUAUAAAAAUGAUGAUUCUGCAAUAGGACUCUUGAACAUGUCUCCAAUGAAGUUACAUUCCAAUACAACAGAGGCAUCAGUAGAAAGAAUUACCAGUAAUUUCUCUGCUCCUGAUGCCCCCAUCAUACUGAGUCCCCCACAGACCCACAAACCAGAUGCUUACAACCUGAUCUGGAGAUCAGGGAAAGAUGGUGGGCUACCCAUCAAUGCCUAUUUUGUGAAAUAUCGAAAGCUGGAUGAUGGAGUUGGUUUAGUGGGAAACUGGCACACAGUUAGAGUUCCCGGAAGUGAAAAUGAGCUCCACCUAACAGAAUUGGAACCAUCUAGUCUUUAUGAAGUAUUGAUGGUGGCAAGAAGUGCAGCAGGUGAAGGACAGCCGGCCAUGCUUACCUUCCGAACUAGCAAAGAGAGAACAUCAUCGUCAAAAAACACCCAGGCUUCCUCACCACCUGUGGGCAUCCCUAAAUAUCCUGUUGUUUCAGAGGGAACCAACAGCAACUUUGGAGUGGUGCUUACAGAUCCGUCCAGGCAUAGUGGAGUUCCAGAAGCACCAGAUCGACCUACUAUCUCUACUGCCUCAGAGACUUCUGUGUAUGUCACUUGGAUUCCUCGGGCAAAUGGAGGUUCUCCCAUCACUGCUUUCAAAGUUGAAUAUAAAAGGAUGAAAAAUAGUGAUUGGCUAGUGGCAGCUGAAGAUAUCCCUCCUUCCAAACUUUCUGUGGAAGUGCGUAGCUUAGAACCAGGCUCCACAUACAAAUUUAGAGUAAUUGCUAUUAACCAUUAUGGUGAGAGUUUUCGGAGCUCUGCAUCUCGCCCAUACCAAGUAGCUGGAUUUCCCAACCGCUUUUCCAAUCGUCCAGUUGCUGGACCUCACAUCGCAUAUACAGAAGCUGUCAGUGAUACUCAGAUUAUGUUGAAAUGGACGUAUAUUCCUUCAAGCAACAAUAACACACCUAUCCAAGGAUUCUAUAUUUAUUACCGACCAACAGAUAGUGAUAAUGACAGUGAUUACAAGAGAGAUGUUGUAGAAGGUUCAAAGCAGUGGCAUAUGAUUGGUCACCUGCAGCCAGAAACAUCUUAUGACAUAAAAAUGCAGUGCUUUAAUGAAGGGGGAGAAAGUGAAUUCAGCAAUGUGAUGAUCUGUGAAACCAAAGUGAAACGGGUUCCUGGAGCCUCGGAGUAUCCUACCAAGGACUUGAGCACUCCUCCAAACUCUUUUGGAAGUGGAGGGAAUGUUGGCUCAGCACUGAGUCCAGCCCGGAGCAGUAAUAUGCUGUACCUGAUCGUAGGCUGUGUGCUGGGAGUUAUGGUGCUGAUUCUCAUGGUUUUCAUUGCCAUGUGCUUGUGGAAGAAUCGACAGCAAAAUACUAUACAGAAAUAUGAUCCUCCAGGAUACCUCUAUCAGGGCUCAGAUAUUAAUGGACCAGUAAUGGAAUACACUACUUUGCCUGGCACAAGCCGAAUAAAUGGCAGUGUACAUGGAAACUUUAUCAGUAAUGGAACUCUCAGCAAUGGCUGCCCACAUCUCCAUCAUAAAGUUCCUAAUGGAGUCAAUGGGAUCAUGAAUGGGAAUGUAAAUGGAGGACAUUACCCUGGACACAACUCCUUGACCAGAACUCAUGUGGAAUAUGAGCAUCCUCACCACUUAGUGAAUAAUGGUGGAAUGUAUACAGCAGUGCCCCAGACUGACCCGUUGGAGUGUGUUAACUGCCGAAAUUGUAGAAACAACAAUAGAUGUUUCACCAAAACCAAUGGCACUUUCAGCAACAGUUCCCUUCCUGUGAUCCCAAUGGUUGCACCUUACCAGCCAGAUAGCUUAGAGAUGAAGCCUCUGAAUCAUGUGAUGGUACCCAUGUGCCUAGCCUCCACAGUCCCAGAAUGUGGUGAAUUACCUGAGGAGGACAUCAAGGACAAAAUGGCACCAGCAUCUACUCAACAUCCUUGCUGUCAGGAAAACUUGAAACAGAUCAACUCAGAUUGCACAGAAGGUAAGCAGAAUUCAGCAGAGCUGAGGAAACAAAAGGGUGACAGUUGUCUACAUUCUGAAACAGAGAAUCAUGUUUUGAGUUGGAGCUCCCUUAUUUUGCCAUCUCUUUCAAGGAACUGUAGUGAAAAGACAGCCUGGUCUUCAACUGAUGUUACAGUAGACAACACUUCAAGGGACUUUCGGCAACCCCAGGAAACCUGA